Pieris rapae (cabbage white) is the source of this 2125-nucleotide messenger RNA. It is a transcript of the gene Golgin84, whose product is annotated as golgin subfamily A member 5. Gene Ontology annotation, cellular component: Golgi cisterna; Golgi membrane. The transcript has 9 exons. Gene Ontology annotation, biological process: Golgi organization; retrograde transport, vesicle recycling within Golgi. The record is from RefSeq and is a predicted model, not a curated record. NCBI's taxonomy places the organism in Eukaryota, Metazoa, Arthropoda, Insecta, Lepidoptera, Pieridae. The coding region runs from base 127 to 1857 and encodes 576 amino acids.
GUCAACUAGGAAUAAUCAAAAUAUUAAAUUUUUGUGAUUUUAUGUUUACUUGCUAUCUUUUUAGUGAUGUUUUCACUUCAUUUAAACCAAAAUUAUUUUUCGUGGCGUGAAAUGCAAGAUAUAUAAAUGUCAUGGUUUGCAGACCUCGCUGGCAGGGCUGAGACCCUUUUAAAUAAUUUAGACGAACAAACUGGCGCAGUUUUACGAAAUGGCAAUGGUAUCAAACCGAGACCUGACAACUCUUUACCGCCAGAUAUUGUACAGAAAAAGAAGUUUGUAUCAAAAACUAAACGAAGUUUGUUAGAUAAUAGAUCUAGUUUUACCCCAGUACCGAAAAAUUCACCGACUAACCAACCUCGCUCAACACCUAAAAGUUUAGACAAUGCAAGACUGCAAGACCGCCGAAAGAAGUCACCAGGAAAGAAGUCUCCACAAUAUACAUUACACAAUAAUGGACCCAAUGCAGUGGAGAAUGAUUGUGAAAGUUAUGGAUUAAGGCAGAGAAGGUUCAGUUUACCAACAGAUUUGGAGUUUGUCAAUCAUGAAAAUAUUACAUUUGAUAUGCAGAAUUUAGAAGUUGAAAAUGCAAUGCUGAAGAAUGAAAUUAAUGUUGUCAAUAGAGAAGUUUCAGAUUUACUUGAUAAGUUAAGAUCAACUGAGAAUGAAUUAAAACAGCUGCAAGCACGGUCUGAAGCACAGUCUAAAAUAAACCAACGAUUAAAUUUGGACAAAGAAGGUCUUGUGGUACAAUUGGAAGACUUGAGGUCAAAGAUUGAAGAAGUGAGCGUUGUUGAAUUGUCACAAUAUAGAUCUGAUAAACAGGCAUUGGAUAGUGAAAAUCGGAGGUUACAAGAGAGAAACUGUGACUUACAAAAUGAUAUAAGAAACUUGAGAGAUGAACUUCAUGAUAGACAAUCUCAACAAAACAAAUUAGAAAAUGAGUUAAGGCACACACAAACACAGAUUUAUGAUUUAGAACAUGACUUAGAAAAGAGGAAAUUAGAGUGUGUUCGUCUUGAAAAUGAGUGGGAGGCUUAUAAACUACGGGUAAAAAGCAUGUUGUUCUCUAAAGAUAAUGAAAUCAAGGCUUUGAGAGAUGGGAGUAAUCUUUCAGAGGAUACAAAGCAGCUGAUUGAGCAGAUUGACAGAUUGAAAGAAGAACGAGAAGAUUUAUCCCAAGGAUUGUCAAAAGUUAAAACUGAAUUCAGUGAAAUGAAACACCAUAUGGCGCAGUUGGAAGCACGCCACAGUAACGCAGAGAGAGUUAUAGCUGGACUACGAGAUGCCUUGAAGGAAGAGAGAGCUGCUAGAAAUAAGGCUGAAGCACAUGCUAAUAAUUUGAGUAAGGAACUUCAGACAUCAAAAGUACAAUCAGGUCAAACUAUAGCAAAUCUAAGAGCAGCAUUACACAAUAAAGAGGAGGAAUUAUUGCUUCUUAAAGAAAAUACAGCUCCUACUACAGACACAAGCGCCUUAAAUGUAGGAGACUAUGACGUCAUGCAUUCCAUAGACAAUGAAAAGAUACAGUAUUUAACACAGACAGUGGUUCAGAAACAGGGAAGAAUUGAUUCUCUCUUGGCUGAUAAUAAUAUGCUCAAAAUACAGCUGGAUAAAUUGGAAACCAAAUACAAGACUGAGAUGUCGGUUCGUGCUCGUUCACACGUCGUCAACGUGCAAGACGAGAGGCGGAACACGUCACCAUUAGCUAAAAUAUCGUUAAGGAUGGGACUCAUGCUCAAACGAUUUCCCCUAAUAAGGAUAUUUAUUGUAUUUUAUAUGAUUGGCCUACAUUUUUGGGUGAUGACAGUGUUAUUGACAAGUACGCCAGAGAAUUAUAUCGUUAGACCUAAAUCGUGAUUGACAAAGGGCUGUUUUAGUACGAGCUUUAAAUAUUGUUAGUUGAAUCGAUAUGAUGAAUUUCGAUAGAAAAUUGUUACGUGUACGUGUAAAAUCUCAAGCAAUAUUUUUAUAUAUUUAACUUUUUAUUGAUUUUAAUAAAAUUUUAUUAUAUGUUGGGUAUAAGUUGCAAACAAAGAAAGUGAAUUGUUACAAUUCAAUUUUUUUUUGUUAUAUGUAUUUAAAUUGUUCUAACGCUUAACACAGUGUUAUGUACCGCAAUUUAAGU